This is a messenger RNA of Rhinolophus ferrumequinum (greater horseshoe bat), 2987 nucleotides long. RefSeq names its product TATA-box binding protein associated factor 8 (gene TAF8). Gene Ontology annotation, cellular component: transcription factor TFIID complex. The record is from RefSeq and is a predicted model, not a curated record. The transcript is spliced from 9 exons. Gene Ontology annotation, molecular function: protein heterodimerization activity. The coding region runs from base 6 to 938 and encodes 310 amino acids. Gene Ontology annotation, biological process: transcription initiation at RNA polymerase II promoter. Lineage: Eukaryota; Metazoa; Chordata; Mammalia; Chiroptera; Rhinolophidae.
GCAAGAUGGCCGACACGACGGCCACUGCUGGGGCUGGCAGCUCCGGAACGAGAUCAGGAGGUAAACAGUCCACUAACCCUGCUGAUAACUACCAUCUAGCCCGGAGGCGAACCCUGCAAGUGGUUGUGAGCUCCUUGCUCACAGAAGCAGGGUUUGAGAGCGCUGAAAAAGCAUCUGUGGAAACGUUGACAGAGAUGCUACAAAGCUACAUUUCAGAAAUUGGGAGGAGUGCCAAGUCUUACUGUGAGCACACAGCCAGGACCCAGCCCACGCUGUCGGAUAUCGUGGUCACACUUGUUGAGAUGGGUUUCAACGUGGACACGCUCCCCGCUUACGCAAAGCGGUCUCAGAGGAUGGUCAUCACUGCCCCUCCAGUGACCAAUCAGCCGGUGACUCCCAAGGCCCUGAUUGCAGGGCAGAACCGACCCCACCCGCCGCACAUCCCCAGCCAUUUUCCGGAGUUCCCUGACCCCCACACCUACAUCAAAACUCCGACAUACCGGGAGCCUGUAUCGGACUACCAGGUCCUGCGGGAGAAGGCUGCGUCCCAGAGACGAGAUGUAGAGCGGGCUCUCACCCGUUUUAUGGCCAAGACAGGCGAGACCCAGAGUCUUUUCAAAGAUGAUGUCAGCACGUUUCCAUUGAUUGCUGCCAGGCCUUUCACCAUCCCCUACCUGACAGCUCUUCUUCCAUCUGAGCUGGAGAUGCAACAAAUGGAAGAGACGGAUUCCUCAGAGCAGGAUGAGCAGACAGACACCGAGAACCUCCCUCUUCAUAUUAGCACGGAUGAUUCUGGAGCCGAGAAGGAGAACACCUCUGUCCUGCAGCAGAACCCCUCCUUGCCAGGGAGCCGGAAUGGGGAGGAGAACAUCAUCGAUAACCCCUACCUGCGACCUGUGAAGAAACCCAAGAUCCGCAGGAAGAAGUCCCUCUCGUGAGCUGAGAAGGAAGCCUGCCUUGUACAGAGACGUGGACACCACCUUCCUGGGGGAGUUAAAGCCACUCGAGGGAAGAAGAGUGGGUGGCUUCCUCGUGGCCCAGCCAAGGCUGCCUGGGUGUGACCGGGCAUGAUUUUAGUAGCAAACUCUAUAUUAAGAUGACCUAUUUUCACUGGAUGUUUGGGUUGAGUAAGAUACAAUGGUAAUAACGAGGCUUUCAUAAUCGAGCAGGCCAUCCUGUGGGGCGUGGGAACAGCCGGUGACCUCAUUUGUUGUCAUAGGACUUGAUUCCUUUGGAACUUGGAAGGCCAGGGGAGGUGGCAGGAGAGAAAGGGCCAGAAAGACUCUUUGCCUAGUUGCUAUUUCAGGGUAUCCGGGUCCCUUUGAUUGACUCGCAGACAGUCUCUCUGUGCCACCAAUUUCUCUUCCUAAGACCUCCUUGUUUCUCUCCUCACCAGGGCUCCAGGUGCCCUGUUGAGCUGAGCAAAGGUAACUUGGUCCCCCCGCACCAUGUUGGAAACAGGAGGCCCCCACAUCACACUCCUUGAUCGGGGCGGCAGGAGUCGGGGGGCCUGGGCAGAUGGGAAAUGAGGAGAGUGGUGGGGAAGGGCAGCGGCGAUUCUCAAGAGCUUCUGAUGCAUUUCCUGAAACAGGGCCACGCUGUCUCCUGAGAGAUCUGUCAUUUCUAUCCCUCUGUGGAAUGUAUGCUUGGGAACCCCCAAGUCCUGCCCCGUGCUGGGAAAAGAGUUCUCUGUGACAAGAGCCUGCCUAGAUCCGUGCGUCUAUUACGCUGUAGCCUGACAGAGGAAUCAUCGUGGAAUCAACAGGAAAAGGAUCUGAUGGGGGUCGGGGGGUGGGGGAUGAGAUUUGAGGGCUGGAUUUGGCCUUGUGUUCUGAGAGCUGAGGAGUCUGCUCGGUCUCCGGGAAGGCUGGCACGGACAGAGGGCUAUGCUCCCCCCUUAUGGUGGAAGUGGGCUGAGAGCAGCCAGGCCAAGGUGUUCUUCCAGAAGCACGUCUGAAUUUGUUCAACCUCUUUGCCUCCUGGGAAGAGAAGAUUUCGUUUUUGAUGUACCCAACACACCAAACAAGUGUUUAAGGAAGAUAUUGGGUAAGCUGAUACCCUUUGGCUGGUCUCUGGAGGAAGAGAUUUAAAAACCAAGUCUAAGGAAGAAAAAUGCCAGUGACACCUGCAAGUUUACACAGAAUACUCGAGUUCCCUGGCUUAACAUCUUCAAGUCCAUAUUGAACUCUCUUUAUACUCGGCUUCCACUGUCAUCUCUUAAUCUUCCGGCUUUUGGGACUUGAAAACUCCAAAAACUUGGUGACUGGACAGCAGGCUCCAUGUUCCUCUGGCCUCACUGUUCUCUAGGGCAUUCCAUCCCAUCUAGAAGGAAAGAGCUGCUUGUCAGUAACUGAAGGAGUCAGGGUGGGGGCGUUGCUAGUGAGAAAUUUGGAUUCCUCAUCUCUGGACCACAUAAGAGUUCUUCAGGUUUGUAGUGACCUGAAACUCUUCCCGUUCAAAGCAGUCAGGUGAGCCUGUGCUGGCCCCUCGGCGUGCGUGAUUCGGCUCCCGACGGUGCUCGGCCUAUUCAGUUACUUAACUCCAGUACCAUGUUUGAGCCAGGGCAGGUGCGGCGGAAACCUCCCCGGCUUGCUGCCUUCAGGGCUCUCGGGGGCAGUCGUCCCAGCCAACAUUUCCGCAGAUCCUCUCUUGCUGUUAAACCAUCUAAAACAAACACCUGUUGAGUGCCUGUCACGCUGAGGGAGAAGGUGGGAUUUGGAAAAAGGCGCCGUUUCUGCUGCGAGAAUUUCAGAGGCUGUACUGCUGUAAUUCUGUUCUGGAUGAGCCACCUGGGAGAUGGUUGGGCAACUUGAAACAUUGAUCCGACUGUUGUCAUUGUGUAAAAACUGUGCAUACUUCUCAGUAUAUUUAUAAAUUUCUAUUUUUUAUAACUUUGGGGGAAUUCUUAGAGGGAAAAUGGCCAGAUUAAGAAUGUGAUUUACGAGCUGUUAAUAAAAGAUCAUAAAAACUUCAUAAAUGAAACAGAA